UGUAAACACUAUUUCUGCUCGGCCUGCGCUCUGAAACGCCUUAAAAAGACGACGAGGUGUUAUGCCUGCACAGAGGACACCAAGGGGGUCUUCAAGAUGGCCAGGGACCUUCAUUCGAGGAUCGCUGCUAUCAAAGCCAGAGGAAAGGAGCGAACACAGGCCGGGGACGAUGAGGAAGAUGAGUGGAAGGGUGAGCAUUCGGAGCAGCAUCGCCAUGGGGACGAAUGCACUCACAGGCAUGCGGUUGGAGACUCUCACAGUGAACAUUACAUCAGUUCGUCUGACCUCGAGGAAGAGUGCGAUGGUGAUGGGAGGGACCCGAAAGCACCUGCUUUCUCAACUCUCACACGCAUUGAGGGGGCUAAACCAGAAGCUGAGAAUUUUUACCACCUGCUUGGCUGUGAGCCAACUGAUGACACCGCUACCCUGAAGGCGGCUCUGCGUACCAAACAACUGCAAUGUCAUCCCGACAAGUGCGCCUCCCUCCCGCCGGACCAACAGUCGUUUCGCAGGAGCCUCUUCGAUGCUCUAUCACGCGCUUGGCAAGCCUUGGGUGACACUGAAUGUCGGAAACGCUACGACGCCAUUCUGCGCCAGGCGCAGUUGCAGGAAUCGGCUGGUCCCAGUUGCCCAGUACAGUGUGAAAUUCCUUGGAGUGCUUUUUUGGAAGAUGACGACCCCAAAAUUGACCCUUCAGAGAUCUACGCGGUAUCGUGUCGAUGUGGAGGCGAAUUCAUCAUUGAAGGAAUCGCUGCACUUGCUCGAAAACCUUACGCCUACUGCUUUCAGUGCUCUCUUGUUGCCAAAAUUUCAUAUCCUAUGGCUGGUAAAGACCUCAAUUUGAAAGAACCAGAUGAUUCAGACAGAGGACCCUUUCAGGCAUCUAAAUCAGAUUUUGAUGCGACACGAAGGCGGAAAGCGCUCUGUUUGAAGAAUGCUCUUACUAUUGUGGAAAGGUUUGGAAUGAAUCCGAUUACAGUUGAAAUGGUCGGAAUCGCGUUGCCCUGGCUUGAACGUGAGCAGUACGAUGAUAUUCCCGUGGAGCGUGUGGGCUACGGCAAUUGCGGUUAUCUUCUCUGUGUAAAGCCAAUCGGGACAACGCGAAUCCAGCAGCAGUACCGAAUUUCUUCGUCUAGACGAUGUGUCUAUGAAGUUGGCGACAGAAAGUACUUCUGCUCUGACUGGUGCUAUCGUGCAUCCUGCUACUUGAGACGCCAAAUUCCCUCAGAACCGGCCUGGUGCCGACCUCUCCCUACCGGUCCGAUGAUUGGCCUCAAAUUCCUCCCUGAGAAUGCGCCUGGUCGGCCAGGAAAAACCAUCUUAGAUGCGUUGCGCCAUCUAAGACUCAAUGCUGACAUUGAAAAUGAGGGUGACAAGAAAGACUCCUCAUCUGAUGAACAAGGAUCAGAACAAGGUGAUGAGGAAAGCUGCGCCUCAGAACCAGACAAUGAGGAAACGGUAGAGACGGGGCCCCAACCGUGGAAUGAAGUAAUUCCUCGAAUAGGAUCAACCAAAGUUAUAGAGCGGAAGGUGAGCGCUGAGUUCAAUACAACCUCAACUGCUGGAGUCGAUAUCGGGAGCUACACAGCAGUGAAGAAUACCAACAAUUUGGCAGACUGUGUUUUGGCUCGUCUUCAGGAAUGGAUGACAAAAAGGGCAGUAGAGGCUUUGUUCAGCAACGAACCCUAUGCCUCAAACGAUCCCCCUAUUCAUACACCGUCGUGUGAGGUGAAAUGCGAUGAUAUGAUUCCUCCGGCGGAGCAGCCAAUUACUACUAUAAUGCCUCUGGUAGAUUCAGUAUCCCAAAAAAGCUACCGUCUUCGUCUACUAAUGGAAUCUCUUUUGCCAAGUUUGAAGAAGAUAUUGUUUCGUUUGGAGGUCUCGUUUACGGCAGUCUAUAGUAAGCUACAGAAUGCAAUGGCCGAGUUUAACCUUUCCAACAAAAACCUACACCUCCGACCAAAGGAAGCUAACUUAGUGUGCCUGUGUUUGCUUCAUCUUCUCCUUCGAGGUGACAGUCACACCUGGCGCCAAGGUCGGCUUCUAGAGAUGAUCGGUGAUUUCGACGAUCUUAAUGAUCAAGCACAAGAGUUCCUCUCUCAGGUCAGAGAAAUAGCAGACAAGCUUCAAGAAGACAGUCUGGAUUCACCUUCAUGA
Molecule: messenger RNA, 2157 nt
Organism: Mesocestoides corti
Lineage: Eukaryota; Metazoa; Platyhelminthes; Cestoda; Cyclophyllidea; Mesocestoididae
Source: the annotation of a GenBank genome assembly